AAAGAGUGUGUGCCUCUCUCCCUCCCCUUUGUUCUUUCCUCCAUUGGCUGAAUGUCCUACUGUUUUCGCCCUCAUCUGCAUUCUUUUCAUCGCCUGCGAAAGAACUGGAGCAAAGCGCAGCCGCUUGGAAUGUCCCUUUGGAGAGCUUUUGCGCCCUCCUCCUCCCUGUGGUUGAUCCGGGAUCCCGGAGAGUGGUGAGUGGCUGCAGAAACCUCCUCCUCAAACCCACACCUCCCUGACCCCUCCCCUGCCACCGAGCCCUUAUACAGCACCCUCGACGCGAGCAGGCAGCUCCUAGCGCCGUUCCUCUGACCCGGAGAGAAGUCCUUUCUGCUCACCUGCCCGCCGGGACCGCAAAGGCAUCAUCACCAAGGAUGAAGGCUUCCUUCGCCGCGCUGCUGGCAGUUCUGCUCUGCGUGGAGAGAGUGGCAUCGCUGACCUGCUUCCACUGUGAGAAUGAGGAAAACAAUUGGAACUGCCUGAAGCCAAAGACCUGCAGCGACUCGGACAAGUACUGCGUCACCAAGUAUUUCGGUGGAGGUGUCGGUGACAACAAGAAGCAGUCCAUCAGCAAAUACUGCUCUCCCAUGUGCCCCCAAGGAGGGAUCGACCUUGGCGUCAUGGCCUUUUCCAUCAAAUGCUGCGAGUCCGAGCUGUGCAACUUAAGCGGGGCUUCCGGCGUGAAAAGCAGCUCCCUGAUCUUGGUUGCAGGCACCUUGGCCAGUCUGCUGUACAUCUUUGGAGCCAAGUUGUAGAUGCAGAAGGCGGGAAGGACUUCUCCUCCAGGGAGAAACCCAACCUUUCCCCCCACGUGCAAAACUGUGCUUUGUAAUUCAUGCCUGUUAACUUUAUUCUCUGCCCAGAUCCGUCUUUCCCAUUGGUGUUAGUGGUGCGUUGCGCCAGG
Podarcis raffonei (Aeolian wall lizard) is the source of this 904-nucleotide messenger RNA. RefSeq names its product lymphocyte antigen 6E-like. NCBI's taxonomy places the organism in Eukaryota, Metazoa, Chordata, Lepidosauria, Squamata, Lacertidae. The record is from RefSeq and is a predicted model, not a curated record. The transcript is spliced from 3 exons. The coding region runs from base 375 to 755 and encodes 126 amino acids. Gene Ontology annotation, molecular function: acetylcholine receptor inhibitor activity.